Messenger RNA from Aureobasidium pullulans EXF-150, 1950 nucleotides. Its product is annotated as putative vacuolar cation/proton exchanger 2. Lineage: Eukaryota; Fungi; Ascomycota; Dothideomycetes; Dothideales; Saccotheciaceae. The coding region runs from base 499 to 1908 and encodes 469 amino acids. The record is from RefSeq and is a predicted model, not a curated record. Gene Ontology annotation, biological process: intracellular calcium ion homeostasis; calcium ion transmembrane transport. The transcript has 3 exons. Gene Ontology annotation, cellular component: fungal-type vacuole membrane. Gene Ontology annotation, molecular function: calcium:proton antiporter activity.
GCAGCCAAUUAUUUGCGCUCUUCCCACUUCGACUUCAUCAUGCAGUUGAGCUCCCCUUCCAAGAGGUGCGGUGGGUGUUGUAGAGUAGGCUUGUAGCACGCACGCACCCGCGGUGGUUGGAACUGAUUCCAGAUCAACACAGCCACAACAAGCCUUGGCUGAUCGUGCAUAUGCCAGCGAAUCAUCCCCUAGGGGAAGGCCGGUGAUUUAAAGUAUUAUGCUGGAAACAGGGAAAGUGCGCAAACAAGGAAAGCGCGCGCUGGAAAGUGUCGAGACGUGAGAGGCGCUUUCCCUGAGCUAGACUGACGACCCGCUUCACAACCUGAUAAUCUAACAACAACCCCUUCGUUCUGACUUCGUCUUCUUCUGCCAUUGAUUCUCUGGCGUGCGACUGAGUCUUUUGUACCAGCAAAGCUCACUUCCGGAGCCUCACCGUGCUGCUACGCGCGGAGACCAACAAACGCAGCCGUCAGCAAAUAACGAGACCUACGAAACAUCAUGACAACACGACCCAAGCCCCGCCGCGGAAGCCGUCAAUCAACGAGCCCAUAUUCGCACGAGCCAAAGCCUCGUCAAGAGCGUGAAGAUGGCAGACUGCCCGAGUACAACCAUAACGGACACGCAGUAACUCCUGGUAUCAAACCUGCUGGCGAGAGUGGAAGACGCGGUUUCCACCCUCUCCACUUCUUCAAAGUCUGCUGGAACAGUUCGUGCACCGCCUCCAAAUAUGUGAACGUACUCUGGCCAUUCGUUCCCGCUGCCAUCGCCCUGCACUUCGCAAGACCUCAGGAACACCUCUGGAUCUUUAUCCUUUCCUACAUCGCCAUGGUACCAUCUGCCAAUCUCAUCGGCUUUGCUGGUCAGGAGCUUGCUAGGAAACUGCCUACUGUCUUUGGUGUUGUCCUCGAAACCACUCUCGGCUCCUUGGUCGAAAUCAUUCUCUUCAUCGUUCUACUCAAGCUUAACGGAGGAGACGGCUCAGGCGUCCCUAUCAUCCAAGCUGCAAUUCUCGGUAGUAUCCUUGCAAACCUGUUGCUUUGUAUCGGUCUUUGCUUCUUCUUCGGCGGUCUUCGUAGAGAGGAUCAAACCUUCCACGAUGUUGUCAGCGAUACUGGAAGCAAUCUGAUGCUAGUUGCCGGCAUGGCUCUUGUCAUUCCUGUCAUAUUCAGCAACGCUCUCACUGGUCGUGAGAACCUUACUGUCGAACGUCUCGAGGCCGAGGUCCUUCGAAUUUCUCGAGCCACUGCCAUCGUGCUUCUCGUGGCAUAUGCAGUCUACAUUUUCUUCCAGAUGAAGUCUCAUCACGGACUUUACGACGACAUUCUCGAGGCCGACGAAGAACAGGACGCUGACCGUCAUCGUGAUCUGGCCAAGCCAAAAUUGACUCUGACUGAGUCUAUCAUCGCUUUGGCUUUUGCCAUUACUUUCGUGUCAAUGAUGGCCGUCUUUCUGGUUCAGAAUAUCGAGUGGAUGGUUGAGCAUCGCCACGUCCCAGAUGCCUUCCUUGGUCUCAUUCUGAUUCCCCUUGUUGAAAAGGCUGCGGAACACAUUACUGCAGUCGACGAAGCCUGGGACAACCAAAUGAAUUUUGCUCUGUCGCACGUUCUGGGCGCAUCCAUCCAGACAGCAUUGCUCAACACGCCUCUAGUAGUUAUCGUCGGCUGGGGUCUGGGUAUCGAUAUGUCUCUGAACUUUGAGAUGUUCCACGCUGUUGUCUUAAUCCUCGCAAUUCUUGUGGUUGGCGGAUUCUUGCGGGAUGGCAAGUCCAAUUACCUCGAGGGCGCUUUGUGCUUCUUCGUUUAUGUGCUCAUUGCCGUCGCUGCCUUCUAUUACCCUAACCCCAUUCCCGGCCAAGAAGGCGAGGGCAGUAGCGAGUCAGCAGGAGAAGCGGCCGCCCGCUUUAGAUGAUGAGGUUUGAGCCCACAUAAUUCAUGUUUAUUGUUUAGCGUU